UGUGCAUGGACAAAGGUGCGUGUCGAUACUCUUUUGCUGCUAGUGUAUUCAAAGUAGAGCACCAUUAUGAUGGAGAUGAUUGGCAGGCACAAAAGCGGAAAACACAUCAGAGCCUUUGGGGCCCAGGAAGGAGCAUACGUCAACAUGGACUCCGCCAUGGAUGAAGAUGAUGAAAAAAAGUUGAACCGACACAAUUCCACUUUCAGUUUGCUGAAGCAGAAAGUAGCUGCACUGAAACACUUAUGCGUCCAACACCGAGACACAAUAGUUCUUCUUCUGAAGCUGCUUGUCGCGGCAGGCUGGGCUGCCGUGGUGAUUGCGGCCUGCGUGCUGAAUUUCCAUCGGGCCAUUGGGUUGCUGGUUAUCUCCUCACUGGUUCUCUUCUUCCUCAUCUGGGAUUGGACGAUGGCACGCUACGGUGAUCGGAUAUGGGAAGGGCUGCUUCCUGUCCGGGACCUGGCCAGCAAACAGUGGAUUCGACUCAGAUGGCUGAUAUGUGCCUGUGUGCUGGUGGGCCUUGUGUGCUGGUUGGUACUGGACACAGCCAAACGAGGAGAAAGACAACUGGUGUCUUUUUUCGGUUUGCUGCUCCUCAUCUUUCUCAUGAUGCUUUUCUCCAAGCAUCCUUUUUGUUGGUCUUGGCAACCGUUGUUCUGUGGACUCGGGCUGCAGUUUAUCUUUGGGCUUCUCGUUCUGAGGACAUCCUUUGGUUUAAAAGCACUGGAAUGGCUCGGCUACUAUAUUGAGGUCUUCAUAGCCCACACGGAUGUUGGCUCUCGUUUUAUCUUUGGGGACAAUUACGAGGAUCACUUCUUCAUCUUCAAGGUGAUGCCCAUCUUGAUUUUCAUGAGUUCCUUCAUCUCUAUUCUCUACCACCUGGGCUUCAUGCAGUGGCUGAUUUACAAGAUGGGCUUCAUAAUGCAGGUUACCAUGGGAACGUCUUCGGUCGAAUCGAUGGCAGCAGCGGCGAACAUCUUCUUGGGGCAGAUAGAAACCCCCAUUUUGAUCCGACCCUACAUCAGUGGGCUCACACUGUCCGAGAUCCACGCCUUGAUGACGGGAGGCUUUGCCAGCAUUGCCGGGACCCUCUUGGCUGUCUUCAUCUCCUUCGGGGUGGAAGCGUCGCACUUGAUGACUGCGUCGUUGAUGUCUGCUCCCGCCUCGCUGACCGUCUCGAAACUUUUCUGGCCAGAAACAGAGACGCCCAGCACAAAAUCAAGCCCCGACGUCAAAGUCAAACAGGAAAGCACCAACAUUCUGGAGGCUGCAUCACAAGGGGCCAUCUUUGCAGUGAGCCUGGUGGGCAACGUGGUGGUCAACCUCUUGUCCUUCACAGCGCUGUUGGCUUUCUUAGAUGGCGUCGUCUCCUGGCUGGGGGCCAUGUUUGACUACCCGCAGCUCAGCUUCUCGCUGAUGUUUUCGUACGUCCUCAUGCCCCUGGCGUUCAUUAUGGGAGUUUCGUGGGAGGACAGCUUUGUAGUCGCUGAGCUGGUGGGACUUAAGACCUUCCUCAACGAAAUCGUGGCUUACCAGAAGCUAUCGCUGUUGAUGAAGAGGCGCAAGGCUGGCGGACCGGAAUACGUCAACAACGUAAAACAAUACAUUUCUGUCCACUCCGAAACAAUCGCCACGUACGCCCUGUGCGGCUUUUCCAACUUUGCCUCUCUCGGCAUGUCGAUUGCAGCACUGAUAUCAAUGGCUCCGGAGAGACAGAGCGACAUUUCCUCUUGUGGCGUCCGAUCCCUGAUUGCAGGCUGCGUUUCCUGUUUCAUGACGGCCUGUGUCGCAGGCACACUGUACAUUCCCAAACUGGAGUGCCCAAACUACCUUAGCAUCACAUUGAACAGCACCAACGUGACGGUAGCCACAGAGCUGCUCACCUGCUGCACACAACUUUACAACAGCGUGACGGUGCAUGAGCCGUGGAACUUCACCUUGAAAGAGUUCACCGAAAGUAGUUUGCAAGCGUGCUGCGCGCUCACGCCCUCCUCGUCACACUUCAACUGUAGCUGGCUGCUUUGACGCACCACAUGUUGAUCAUGUUUACUUUGAUCGGCUAAUUUUAGUAUGACGCCAGGAGGAAUACAUUUGUUUUCUUUUGUUUUAAUGAGCUCUUGUCCCGAAGAAUUGACAUAGGCCUGGUAGUAAAUCUUGUUUUACACAGUGUCAUGUAACUAGGACUUUAGAGAAAGAAGCUCUAAGACACAAAGCAAGAAAACCUAACUCAUUAAUAACAAGGACAAUUUCCAUGGCAUCCAUUGUAGCCUGGCGGUCCUGGAAGGAAGAUCCAGGAAGGUUUCCCAUUUUCCUCAAUUUGGGUUUUUGGAGUUUUUCCUUGCCCUCCUGGGGUUCAAAAUCAGAGGGUAUCUCUAAUAUUAUUGUUAAUAUUUGUCACUUGUGGGCAUGUGAGACGUUUUUGCAAUUAUAAAAAAAAUCUGACUUGACUCUGACAUGAUAGACCAAAGAUAAUUGCUCUUUAUUUUCAUCUAUGUCAGUGGAUUUAUAUUUAAUGUUGCAUUUCAAAAUGUUUUACAAGAAUUGACGAAGGAACAACUUGUAAUUCUUGUUCUGUUUGAAUGAUGUAUUGUUUAUUUAAAUGAGAUCUGCUCUUCUAUAAUAAAAACAACGUCUAUGACACACUAAAGACAAA
Messenger RNA from Syngnathus acus (greater pipefish), 2650 nucleotides. Its product is annotated as solute carrier family 28 member 3-like. NCBI's taxonomy places the organism in Eukaryota, Metazoa, Chordata, Actinopteri, Syngnathiformes, Syngnathidae. Gene Ontology annotation, cellular component: membrane. The transcript has 17 exons. The record is from RefSeq and is a predicted model, not a curated record. Bases 67 to 2022 code for a protein of 651 amino acids. Gene Ontology annotation, molecular function: pyrimidine- and adenosine-specific:sodium symporter activity. Gene Ontology annotation, biological process: pyrimidine nucleoside transport; purine nucleoside transmembrane transport.